UUUGACAUUUGAAGGAUUGUCUUAUUUAUCAUGGACUAAUAUCCUCUAAUGAAUUACUCACGAUGUUCUUUGAGAAGGGGUGGCUUUUACUUUGGCUUUCUAGUAAACAAGCUUGACUCUCAGAGAUGUAGGUAUGGAUUAUAAUAUGUUUGUUUUUUUAAACAAUAAUUUCAUUGAUCUGGCGUAGGAUAUCUCACCAGCCAUAUAUGAGAGAUGAUAAAGUCUCGUUCCCUGAGUUCUUCUUUUUCCUCGGAUGAAAAUCCUCAGAUGAGCAUUUUCUCAAGUGCGGAUGGAGCUCUGUGCUCUGUGCACUGAGCACUGCCUUCAGCUGUGCCUCUUUGUUUAUCUAAGAAGGGGGCUAGAUUCUAACUCAGAUUGGUUUUGCUAUAGGUUGGUGACCCCAAAAUAUAUCAAAUGCAUCAUGGUUGGUAAUUUUAUAUGUCCGACACCAAGAAAUAUAAUGUCAGGGUUACCAUGGCAACUGCAUGUGUUCUGAAAAGCUUGUGAAUGGGCUCGGAACCUUCUGGCAUUUUAACUGAGAUUUUCCAGCUGAGAGUCUGAAUACAUGAUCAGUGUAAAUAAAUUCAGCUUUCUGUGGAGAAGACAUCCUGUUUCCGGAGUUGACUGCCCUGCUCAGUUCUUUCUCUUGUAACAUCUACCUUGCCUCUUGGUUCCCAGUCACAGGCUAUGUGAAAGCUUGUUUUCAGCCUCAGGUUGGGGAGCCAUCUGACCACAGUUACAAAAGGACCAUGUAGAAUGGAUCCAUUGCCGGAUAGUCCCCUCACCCCAAACUGUACUUGUAGCUUCAUGUCCUACUGUGGUGUGGUGUUCUGGUGGAGCUUGCUGUCCAUCUGAAGAACUUCUUUCUAGAAGUUUCCAGCUCCAGAGAGCCUGACUUGCUGUUUGGUUGGUUUGGGGAAGGAGGUCCUAGUGAGCAAGCUUAUGUGAAUUAUAAUGGAGGACCAAUUGGCUUUAUGAUCAAAGGGUUGUUGGCAGCAUUUAUAGCCAGUUCAUUCCCCAAGCUGAGCAUGGUACAUACACCUUUGCUCUUAGUACUCAGCACUCAUGAGGCAGAGGUGGCAGAUCUCUGGGAGUUCAAGGCCAGCCUGGUCUGUGUGUUGAGUUCCAUGCCAGGCAUAGCUGGAAAGAACUAUCAAACAACAAAAAGCAAAACAAACAAGCAGUCCUCCUUGUAUAUUCAAACAACCUUGAAGUCCCUUUGGAGACAAGGUCUUGCUUUAAAGCCCUAGUGUGCUUGAACUUACUAUGUUUACCUGUUUGGUGUAGAACUCAGAAUUAUAUGGUAUAACUGUUAAUUUGAUAGUAAGCUAGUCUUUGAACCACCCACUAGUGGGUAUAUUGCAGUGGCUUACCUCUGGGCCUCAUUUGGGAUAUUUGGGAUCUUUGACUGAUUCUGUUCUUUAAUUUUAGAUGAGAAAACUGAGGCCCAAAGAAGCUAUGUCCUUGGUUAGGGUCCCAGAGUAGGUUGGUUUGAAAAAGAGUAGGUGCUCCUGCUCCUGGAUGUCUGCUCCCUGAGGCUCACGCCCUGACAGAAUCUGCUCUCAGCUCAUACUUCUGUUUGCCUUUUGUCAGAAGCGGGUCUUUCAUAAUCUCAGCUCUAACUUAGAGAACUCUUCAAUUUAAAUUUUAAAAACUUUUUUCUACAUUUUUUUCUUUCUUUCAUCAUUUAAUAAUUUCUGCUCAGUAUGCUGAUACUGAUACAUCCGUGGGGAGGACAUGACCUCUGCCCUGUGUGCCCCUUGCUGUGAUGAGAGAGCUCGUGGCUGUCCACAUGAGUUCUGGAUCGAGGGGCUGAGGAGAUGGCGCAGCUGAUAAAGUACUCACCAUGCGAGCAUCAAGACCCAGGCUUAAAAGCAGUGCUAAGGCUGGGGUGGACGUAGGGCUGUCUACCAAGUCCCCAGCUCGGGUUGUCAGCGACCUUGUCUGAAACUCGGAGGUGGAGGAAGGCGUCCAUUGUCAGUCUCCUGCCACCACAGCACACACUCUCACACUGAUGAAGGCAGAGCGACAUAAUGAUAGCAGUCCUGAUCUAUUUCAUGAAGUAAGGGGUCGUACUCUCAGAAGUUGAAAUGCGAAUUGAUUUUCCAGCCAGAUUGUGCUUGACCUUGGUUUUUAAUUUUCUGGUGUUUAAAAAUUAAGAUUUCAGAGGGCUGGAGAGAUGCCUUGGUGGUUAAGAGCACUGGGUGCUCUUGUAGAGGACCGGCGUUCAGUUCCCCAUCCACAUGGCCCCUCAUAACCAUUUGUAACUUCUGUUCCAGGGAAUCCAGUGCACUUCAUGGGUACCACCAGCCUUAUAUGUUUUAUAUGUGGUACAUGUACAUAUACAUACAUAUACAUGCAGGCAAAAUACUCAUACACAUAAAAUAUUCUCUAAAAAAUUAAGAUUUUUAUUGUAGGUCACAUAAGGUGAUGAAUUGUAUUUUUUUCUCUUAAUCUUUUUUUUUAAAGAUGUAUUUAUUUUAUUUAUAUGAGUACACUGUAGCUGUCUUCAGACACACCAGAAGGUGGCAUCAGAUCCCAUUACAGAUGGUCGUGAGCCACCAUGUGGUUGCUGAGAAUUGAACUCAGGACCUCUGGAAGAGCAGUCAGUGCUCUUAACCACAGCCAUCUCUCCAGCCCCUCAAUCUUCAUUCUUUUUCUUCCUUCCUGUCUUCUUUUCUUUUCCUUUCUUUUCUUUCUUUUAAUUUUUUUGUUUUUAAAUUAAAGACAGGGUCUCUCUAUGUAGCUCUGAUCAUCCCUGGUCAUCCUAGAACUCAUUGUGUAGACCGGGCUGGUCUUAAACUCACAGAAUGCUUGCCUUCCAGUGCUGGGAUUAAAGGUGUGCAUCAUCACACCUGGUUUCCUCCUCCUCCUUAAACAAACAAACAAAUAAAAUUAUUUUCUUUGUAUGAGUGUCACUUGUAGACAUGAGUACAUGUCUGGACUCACAGAGACCAGAAGUGCAGGAUCCUCUGGAACUGGAGUUGUGGAUUGUUGUAAGCUACCCUGAAGGUGCUAGCUACCUAGUCCUGAUCCCCUGGAAGAUCAGCAGAUGUUCUUAAUCACUGAGUCAUGUGCCUUUAGCCUUCCUUUCUUUCUCAGCUGCUGCCUUUAUUCACCGAGCCCAUCUCACUGGCCCAAAGGGUAUUACUAACAUAAUUUAUAUAGCAUAGACUGCCUUGUUAAUACAUGGUAUUCAGUGUUGGUGUGUCCAAAAUCCUUUUUAAUUUUAGAACACUUUAGUCAACCUAAAGCUAUAGACUCUUAAUUUAUUCAGCAGACAAAUUAAGAGUGAAAAACCAGCAUCAUGACUCAUUAUGUUGAACUGUGGUCCUGUGUGCCUUGCCCUGUAAGCAGAACUUCAAACUGAAGAGUGCAGGUGGCAGCCGAGCUGUGGUGUCCAUGACUGCUGGCCUUCAGAAGCACUUUAGGUACAGGGUCCCCAUUACUUGAAGGAUAAGGCUGGCACGGCUCCGACGUCUGUGUGGAAGCUUCUCCCUCCCUUCUGAGCUUCCCUAGACUCCUUACUGCGCACGACACAGAAUUUCACUUUCCUAAGAUGGAGUCAAGCAAAAAGAUGGAUGCUGCUGGCACACUGCAGCCUAACCCACCCCUAAAGCUGCAGCCUGAUCGCGGCGCAGGGUCCGUGCUCGUGCCGGAGCAAGGAGGCUACAAGGAGAAGUUUGUGAAGGCGGUGGAAGACAAGUACAAAUGCGAGAAGUGCCGCCUGGUGCUGUGCAGCCCGAAGCAGACGGAGUGUGGCCACCGGUUCUGCGAGAGCUGCAUGGCCGCCCUGCUGAGCUCCUCCAGUCCAAAAUGCACAGCGUGCCAAGAAAGCAUCAUCAAAGACAAGGUGUUUAAGGAUAAUUGCUGCAAGAGGGAGAUUCUGGCCCUUCAGAUCUACUGUCGGAAUGAAGGCAGAGGUUGUGCGGAGCAGCUGACUCUGGGACAUCUGCUGGUGCACCUAAAAAAUGAAUGUCAGUUUGAGGAACUUCCCUGUCUGCGUGCUGACUGCAAAGAAAAAGUACUGAGAAAAGACUUACGGGAUCACGUGGAAAAGGCCUGUAAAUACCGCGAGGCCACGUGCAGUCACUGCAAGAGCCAAGUGCCCAUGAUCAAACUGCAGAAACACGAAGACACGGAUUGUCCCUGCGUGGUGGUGUCCUGCCCUCACAAGUGCAGCGUUCAGACUCUUCUAAGGAGUGAGUUGAGUGCACACUUGUCCGAGUGUGUCAAUGCCCCCAGCACCUGUAGUUUUAAGCGCUAUGGCUGCGUUUUUCAGGGUACAAACCAGCAGAUCAAGGCCCAUGAGGCCAGCUCCGCGGUACAGCACGUGAACCUGCUGAAGGAGUGGAGCAACUCCCUGGAGAAGAAGGUUUCCCUACUGCAGAAUGAAAGUGUUGAGAAAAACAAGAGCAUACAAAGCCUGCACAACCAGAUCUGCAGCUUUGAGAUCGAGAUUGAGAGGCAGAAGGAGAUGCUCCGAAACAACGAGUCCAAGAUCCUUCACCUGCAGCGGGUAAUCGACAGCCAAGCAGAGAAACUGAAAGAACUGGACAAGGAGAUCCGUCCCUUCCGGCAGAACUGGGAGGAAGCGGACAGCAUGAAGAGCAGUGUGGAGUCCCUCCAGAACCGAGUGACUGAGCUGGAGAGCGUAGACAAAAGUGCGGGGCAGGCCGCUCGCAACACAGGCUUGCUGGAGUCCCAGCUGAGCCGGCAUGACCAGAUGUUGAGUGUUCAUGACAUCCGCUUGGCCGACAUGGACCUGCGGUUCCAGGUCCUCGAAACCGCCAGCUACAAUGGGGUGCUGAUCUGGAAGAUCCGUGACUACAAGCGCCGGAAGCAGGAGGCUGUCAUGGGGAAGACCCUGUCUCUCUACAGCCAGCCUUUCUACACAGGUUAUUUUGGCUAUAAGAUGUGUGCCAGGGUCUACCUGAAUGGGGACGGAAUGGGGAAAGGGACACACUUGUCGCUGUUUUUUGUCAUUAUGCGUGGAGAAUAUGAUGCUCUGUUGCCAUGGCCGUUCAAGCAGAAAGUGACACUUAUGCUGAUGGAUCAGGGGUCCUCUCGCCGUCAUCUGGGAGAUGCGUUCAAGCCCGACCCCAACAGCAGUAGCUUCAAGAAACCCACCGGAGAGAUGAAUAUCGCCUCUGGCUGCCCAGUCUUUGUCGCCCAAACUGUUCUAGAGAACGGGACGUAUAUUAAAGAUGAUACAAUUUUUAUUAAAGUCAUAGUGGAUACCUCGGAUCUGCCUGACCCCUGACAAGAAAGCAGGGCGGUGGAUUCAGCAGAAGGUAACUCCUCUGGGGGGGGUGAGCCAGUGUCUUCACAGAGGUCCUCGCCCUCAGAAAGGACCUUGUGGGACAGAGGAAGCAGCCGGAGGAGGAGGAGGAGGUCGAGUGGCUGGCAGGAGAGCCACAUGUGAAAACAGACCCCAACGGAUUUUCUAAUAGACUAGCCACACCCACUCUGAAGGAUUAUUUAUCCAUCAACAAGAUAAAUACUGCUGUCAGAGAAGGUUUUCAUUUUCAUUUUAAAAGAUCUAGUUAAUUAAGGUGGGAACAUAUAUGCUAAAAAGAAACAUGAUUUUUCUUCCUUAACUUACACACCAAAAAGAGAACACAUGUGGAGGUAGGUGGAUGUGUCAGCAUGUUAACUUACAAGGAGAACUUGUGAAACAAUAACACAAUCCCGAUAUAUUCACCCUAAAAUUCAAGAGUGCAAUCUUGUUUCAAAUAUAGUAUAUUGUCUAUUUUUAAGGCCUCAUCUGGUCUCUGUUUUAAUAAUUUGUUUGUCAGAAGACCCUGAGUAGGCAGAAGGUCUCUAAAUUCAGAAGUCAUUUUAAUUUAAAGUUCUACAAAUAAUUGUUACUGCAAACAUUUUGUUUUAAAACGUUGAUAGACUGAUAUUUCUUGGAAGAAAAUGUAAAAUAUCAAACACUGGUUAUCACUUGUGAUAGGAAAGAGAAUAUUGAACCUGCUGUUAUUUCUCGUUAGAAAUGUAACCCUUCGAUAUCUGUCGUAGUUAGUGACACUACUUCACAAUGACUAUGAGAGGGACAAUGCUCAUGGAUGCUGUGCAUCAUUUCAGACUUACAAUUGUUUUCACCCUAAAAUAGGGCAUUAGUUGAACUUUGGAGUUCUAAACAAAAUCCUAUAGGUUUUUACAAUUCUGCCCCAUGUUUAGACAAGCUCUGUUGCUGACAGCACCAGCCUUGGUCUCCAGUGUCGGUGUCCGGGGAUAGGCAGGUGACCCGUGCCGCAGGCAGGAGGCCCCAGCGAGCAUCCCAUCCUGUCAUACUGCUGCAUCCGGCUAGCGCGCUCCGAAAGCAACAUCCGUGCUCAGAGAUGGUGGCAUACGGUACAUGUGCCUUAGAUGUGACAUGCUGCUUCUUGUCCCUGGGUUUGCGUUCACCAUGGUUCUAGAAAGUGUCAGUUUAACCAGAUCUCUCUCCACCACCAGAACUUUGUCUCUGCCAGGGCCCUCAGGCAACCCUGAACCUGCCUGGGGAUGCCAGGCCUCUGUUGGCGGCUCCUGAAGCCUCUGCUGCUAAAUGUUCACAGAUUCCAACCGUAGGCCCCCAAGAGCAGCUCAGUCCCACUCCAAGGGAGGGAGGUGUGAGCAGAAGCCACACCCUUCCAAGGUCUCUGCAAGGGCCCUGAAAUCCCCACAGCAUGAAGGAGAAGUGCCCUAGCCCCAAGCGUUCCUGAGACCACUGGUCUGAGGCCUGCCCGGGCUGGCAGCAGCAACCCUGGCCUCCCUGUGGGGAGGGCAGCCAGCUGAUGCCCAGCCUGUGAGUGCAGAGGCCCACCCUCUCAGCUCACUGUUCCCACUGUGAUGAGAAGCCUGGAGCCCUGCCCCGGUGCCCCUUUUGCUAUGCACCACACUUCACGGUGCUCUACACUGAUGGGUGCUACACGCGACAGGUGCUUCUUAGGCAAAACCAAUGUGUGCGAACCACCACAUCUGUGCCACUUGCCCAAAAGGCGCGCCCACAAUUGGCCAGCUGGGCCUGCCCUUCAGACUGCCUGCCUCUGGGCUCUCCCCAUGGUCGCACGGGGACAGCUGGGUUGGUGCCCGGUAGCCCACCUUGUCUCUGGUGCUGCCAUCUGUCCUGGGUGUGCCUUCGCCCCAGUGCCUGCUGGAAGUGCCCUCCUCUCGCACACCUGUCCCCGUGCUUCCAUGAGCGACCUCUUGGUUUCGAGCACUCACCCUGCCCUUCCAUGGCUGAAGCAUUUGGUUCGUCCCCUGCUCCCCCCUUCUCUCCAUUCUGCUGGGAUUGCUUUGGGGUAAGUCAGCAACCUUGGUUCUGCUCACAAGGAAAGACUGCAGAGCUCAUGUUCUUUCAAAGGUGCCCUCUUCUUCCUCUAGGCCUGUCACCAGGGUUCCUCCCCCAAAGACCUGGAGUUGGGGGGACCAUCCAGCAGCCCUUGGCUGGCUUCAGGAAGCUUUUCUGUGGCCAGAUGUCAGCAACGGGGCCAUCCCUGUAGCUCCCCCCUUCAGAGAAAUCAGUGCAGUAUCAACAGGUAUAGGCCAGCAGCAUUGUGUCUGACAAAAAGCAUGUCUGUCCUUAGUUUCAGACCCUUGUAUGAGGGUGACCCUGACAUGUCCUCGGGCCUGCCCUCCCUUUUAGUGAGAUUUGGUCAAGGCCCCUUCCUAUGAGAGGUGGCCCUCCUGGCUUCCCCCCAUGCCUCUAGGGUGUGUGUAAAGUAAGUGACUCUUCCCCCUGGGAUGAGGGCCCUGAACAAUGUCACAGCUUCCUGUAGUGUGUUGUGUCUAUUGCAUUUCUCGGUAACUGUAGAAUAGUGGGCAAGCUUGCCCCUUCGUGCCCUGUCUCAGUGUGUGAAGGGCAUCUCCUGGGAGGUGUGGAGCAGGCUGCGUCCUGCCUGGGUGUGCCUUGCUCCGCUCCAUCUCAGCAUUCCUUGGUGCUCACCACCCGGGGGGGGGGGGGGCAUUGUUGGGCUGUGGUCUCAGCAUAGCUGUGGCCCUGUUACCAGUCCUAGCAGCCAGCCCUCACCAUAUCACAGGGUCCUGGCCAUGAGAAACAUGGGGUGUCAUGCGGCGUGUGUACCUGGCUGUGCAAAAGUGUCAAGUGCUCAUCUUUUAAGGGGCCGGUAGUUCCAUGGCCUCUGUGGGGAAAUUGGAUACAACUCCUGCCUGCCAGGGUGGUGGUUGUACCUGUUCACAGCUGACCCUGGGAAGAUGGCAGCCACUAAGUAGCAGUGUGUCCUGAGGCCCAGCCUGUGGUUUUUGUGAAUAGCUGAAAGCCUGUGUCGGUAACAACCCAGGGCCUUCGUUGGUCAGGGAGAGGAAGUUAGACUGGGGUGCCCUGGCCGAGCCUCCUUCACCUCUUGGGGAUAGACAGAGCCAGCGGAGGCCACACAUGCAGGCCGAGUGUAAGAGGGAUGGGUGAGACUAUGAAUGAGUGUAACACACUGAGUGUGAGCUGGGCUCACACAGGAGAGCAGAGCCCAUGCCCAGCAUUCCAGGAAGCAAAGGGCUGUGAGAGGGUCCGCAUUCUAGUCCACAUCUCUUCCUUUCCUAAAGUAGCCUGUGCACAGAUGGCACCAUGUCCCUAAGACAGCACAGCCGUGAGCUGAGGGAGGUGUCUGCUUACAGCCACCGUCCGCCUCCGCCUCCUUUCUCUGCUCUUUUCCCGUUUACUCCAAGGACUGGGCAGCCCCCAGCAGGGCCUUCAGACCCAUCCCCACCAGAUCCCUUUGAAAUGUGUGGCCAGCCUCAUGAGAACCUAGCAGUCAGACAGCCCCCUGUGGAUAGCUAGCCACCUCCUUAGUCAGCCCCUGUCCCACCAGGAGUUGGGACCUCAUGCCUGCUAUCUUGGGCCUGACAUUAACUGAACAGUAUACAUAGCAAUCACCCACGGCAGGCCUGGCAACCAGUGGACAGCAUCCAGCAAAGACGAGGAUGUCUGGGCACACCAAGUAACGGGGUCCUAGGUUAGGUCUAGGUCCUGCCGGCCCAAGAGGAGACCAGGGGGAGUGCCAGGGUCAGCAGCAUGGCCCUUGCCGCCCCUCCCCCUGUGCACUGCCAUGCAUUGCAGGGACUUUUGUACCUGGCCAAGGCAUUUCCCCCCUGACAAGUGACAGGGUUGGUGAGUCCCUACUCUCCCAUACAUCCCUCUGCUUGGGAGCAUCAGUGAAUAGAGAAGGGCUUGGUGGAGUUUAGGGGACUAUUUUUUUACUUUCAAUCCAGAAGAGCUAAUGUGGGCUUCAUGCCAUCAUGACCUGAGUGUGUGUGACAAAUGAGGGUCUGACCCCCGAAUCUCCUCAGAAUAAGUCUCUGUCUUCUGUUUGCAAACCCAUAGCAGCUGUUUUCUCCAAGCUCAAAUGCGCCCACAGGGGUCUGAUCAGGUGAGGUGAUCAUUGGCAAGUGACCCAGCCGUUGCCAGCUCUCCCACCCCGGCGGCUGCUGCUGCUAGCCACGAGGACUGUGGCAUCCAGGAGUCCAUCCCCAAACCUGGACCUAUCCUAGCCUGUUGUCUGCUUGGGCACCAUUACUAGGUAGGCAGGCAAGGCAGUGACCCACACCAGAGCCAGCCCUACAGCUGAGCAGGCCCCAGCACCCAAGCAGCGGAUAUGAUCCAUUUCCCUCGCCACACCACGUCUGGAGUCUCUCCUGUGAGCUCACUGUGGAAAGGAGGUUACAAGCCCAGGUCACUGUGCUACUCCAUAGUCAGUGGCGACCAGCGUGCACCCCAAGUCCCCUUAGUCACGUAAGAAAACCUUCAAAGGCAAAUAAAUGACCUAAUUGGAAAACACAAAAGCCGGCCUUCCUUCCAAGGAUUCCCCUAAGAAUCUGUGGGCGCUCUGACUGAGUAGGUCGGGGUCAAUGCAGACAGCUGCAGACUGUUCUAAAGUUCCGUUCUUUUCUCUGAUGGCACACCUCUUGUGUUCAGUUCUAUUACCCAAAAAACAAAGACCAAAGAAGGCCAAUCUCUCAUUUGACCGUAUUUUUAAUCUGCCUGUUUUGACACAUGCCGUCUGUAGUAACCGCUCGCUGUGAGGCCCCAUCUUGACAGUCCAAGUGAUCGUGACCAGUGAUUAGCGUCCCGUGUUCUAAUGCUCUUCUAAGAAACUGAGACAGUGUGAAUUAUUGCUCAGCAAUAAUCAUGUCACCAGGAGUUAGCAGCACGCCUCAUCUCCUGAUAGCAUUAUGAUGUUUCGUAUUUUGUUUACCGUAUGUUACAUGUGGUUUCAUUUGGUAUUUAUUUGUGUUUUGAGGUCUUGCGAUGUUUCUGUUCUGCUGCUAAUAAUAAAGUUUGUAAGACUGUAGAAUGCAGAAUUUUGUAAUGCUCAAGUGUCUAUUAGAGGAAAAUAAAGCUGAUUCAAGAG
Mus caroli (Ryukyu mouse) is the source of this 10352-nucleotide messenger RNA. Lineage: Eukaryota; Metazoa; Chordata; Mammalia; Rodentia; Muridae. The record is from RefSeq and is a predicted model, not a curated record.